AUGCCCCGACCCGGCACCGGCUCCGCGCCGCCACCGGAGGCAGUGCCGAGCAGUGCCGCCAGGGGGCGCCCGCACCGCACCGCUCGCACCGCAGCGCCCCCUGUCCGCAGCGACCCCUGCCGGCGCCCCCUGCCCGCAGCGCCCCCUGUCCGCAGCGCCCCCUGCCGGCGCCCCCUGCCCGCAGCGCCCCCUGUCCGCAGCGACCCCUGCCGGCGCCCCCUGCCCGCAGCGCCCCCUGUCCGCAGCGCCCCCUGCCGGCGCCCCCUGCCCGCAGCGCCCCCUGCCCGCAGCGCCCCCUGUCCGCAGCGCCCCCUGCCGGCGCCCCCUGCCCGCAGCGCCCCCUGUCCGCAGCGCCCCCUGUCGGCGCCCCCUGCUCGCAGCGCCCCCUGCCGGCACCGCCCCCUGUCCGCAGCGCCCCCUGCCGGCGCCCCCUGCUCGCAGCGCCCCCUGUCCGCAGCGCCCCCUGUCGGCGCCCCCUGCCCGCAGCGCCCCCUGUCCGCAGCGCCCCCUGUCGGCGCCCCCUGCCCGCAGCGCCCCCUGUCCGCAGCGCCCCCUGCCCGCAGCGCCCCCUGCCGGUACUGCCCCCGCAGCGCCCCCUGCCCGCAGCGCCCCCUGCCGGCACCGCCCCCGCAGCGCCCCCUGCCCGCAGCGCCCCCUGCCGGCACCGCCCCCGCAGCGCCCCCGGUCCGCAGCGCCCCCUGCCGGCACUGCCCCCGCAGCGCCCCCUGCCCGCAGCGCCCCCUGCCGGCACUGCCCCCGCAGCGCCCCCUGUCCGCAGCGCCCCCUGCCGGCACUGCCCCCGCAGCGCCCCCUGCCCGCAGCGCCCCCUGCCGGCGCCCCCUGCCCGCAGCGCCUCCUGCCGGCACCGCCCCCGCAGCGCCCCCUAUCCGCAGCGCCCCCCUAUCCGCAGCGCCCCCUGCCCGCAGCGCCCCCUGCCCGCAGCGCCCCCUGCCGGCACCGCCUCCGCAGCGCCCCCUGUCCGCAGCGCCCCCUGUCCGCAGCGCCCCCUGCCGGUACUGCCCCCGCAGCGCCCCCUGCCCGCAGCGCCUCCUGCCGGCACCGCCCCCGCAGCGCCCCCUGCCCGCAGCGCCCCCUGCCGGCACCGCCCCCGCAGCGCCCCCUGCCCGCAGCGCCCCCUGCCGGUACUGCCCCCGCAGCACCCCCUGCCCGCAGCGCCCCCUGCCCGCAGCGCCCCCUGCCGGCGCCCCCUGCCCGCAGCGCCCCCUGCCCGCAGCGCCCCCUGCCCGCAGCGCCCCCUGCCCGCAGCGCCCCCUGCCCGCAGCGCCCCCUGCCCGCAGCGCCCCCUGCCGGCGCCGCCCGCGCCCCCUCCCAGGCCCCUAUAGGCUGCUGCGCAUUGCGUCCCCCCUCCCGUGA
This is a messenger RNA of Pogoniulus pusillus (Red-fronted tinkerbird), 1374 nucleotides long. RefSeq names its product basic proline-rich protein-like. The record is from RefSeq and is a predicted model, not a curated record. Bases 1 to 1374 code for a protein of 457 amino acids. Lineage: Eukaryota; Metazoa; Chordata; Aves; Piciformes; Lybiidae. The transcript is spliced from 2 exons.